Molecule: messenger RNA, 1872 nt
Organism: Cicer arietinum (chickpea)
Lineage: Eukaryota; Viridiplantae; Streptophyta; Magnoliopsida; Fabales; Fabaceae
Molecular function (GO): LPPG:FO 2-phospho-L-lactate transferase activity
Source: RefSeq, a predicted model, not a curated record
GUUGUGUUGGAGUCCAACCCUUGAAAGUGGACACAAUCAGUCAAGUCAUCAAAGAACCGAAGAUUAGAUUAGAUAAUUAAAUUCCCGAAUAUGGUGGACACAUUUUUGUUGGGCCCCACUUUCACAUUCCCAACCUCCAACAAAAUCUUCAUUUCUUCUUCAAUGGCUUCCUUUCCAAUUCCAUCUUCUCCCAAUCACCACCAUCCUCUCUGUUACUCAAACCCUAACAAUCCUCCUAAUCCUCAUCCUUCUUUGCUCGUCUUUUCUGGUGGAACUGCCUUCAACGGCGUCGUCGAAGACCUUAAAAACUUCACCACCCGUGUCGCUCACGUUCUUCCCGUUUCCGACGACGGUGGAAGCACCGCCGAAAUCGUUCGCGUCCUCGGUGGUCCUGCGGUUGGAGACAUACGUUCUAGGUGUCUCAGGUUGUCUGAUCAAAGUACCGCCGAGGCUCUUGCUGUUCGAAAUCUGCUUGGUCAUCGUCUACCACUUGACCCUUUCCAAGCUAAAUCAGAAUGGUAUUCUAUUGUGGAAGGUGAUCACGAUUUGUGGAAAGGUGUGUCAAAACCCUACAGGGAGACUAUUCGAGCUUUUCUGGUUUAUUUCCAAAAUCAGAUUCUCUGCCGGUCUGAAGGAUCAUUUUGUUUCAGCAAUGGCAGCAUUGGGAAUUUCUUUUUUGCAGGAGCCCGUAUAUUUUUUCAGUCCUUGGACGCAGCAAUAUUUUUGUUUUCAAGAGUUUCUGAUAUUCCCCCUGAAAGCCUUGUUCUCCCGGUGAUUUCAACUAAUGACAGACUUACAUUAGGGUGUGAAUUAUGGGAUGGAACUAUUAUACGGGGACAAAAUGAAAUUUCUCAUCCAACCAGUGGAACAAUGGAACCUAUUAAGAAGGAAAGCUUUUCGGCUCCAGCCCUUCCUUCAAAAAUAAAACGGGUGUUCUACAUGUCAAGCGAGGGAAAAAAUUUGCUCCAUGAGGUCUUUCCCUCGGCUAAUGUGGCUGUAUUAGAACAACUAAAUAAUGUAGAUUGCAUUGUGUAUGGCAUGGGCUCCCUUUUUACUUCAAUCUGCCCCUCAUUGGUAUUACUGGGGAUUGGAGAAAUUAUUUCUUCACGGUCCUGCCUCAAGGUACUUAUGUUAAAUGGCACACGUGACCGGGAAACUAAUGGGUUUUCAACUUCAUGUUUUGUAACUGCUAUUACCGAUGCUCUAAAUCGAACGUACGGAGAACCACACAAUCGCUUACAGAAUCUUCCUAGUCAAUAUAUCAAUACCCUUUUGGUGCCAAGAAACAGUGAAAUUUCUGUUGAUGCUGACUGUUUGGCUGCUCAAGGAAUAUUUGAUGUGAUAGUUGUUGACUCCCUACUUGAUCCGAAAGUGGGUAUAGUAUAUGACCCAAAGUCACUAAUUAGAGCUCUUGCUGACCUAAUAGAGAGAUACAUGAAGUCGUAAGUUAAUGGCUUAAUUGGUUACCAUAUGAUUUUGAGGGCUAAUCUAAUUAUAAUUGCCACAGUAUUGACUGCCAAAUCAUACUUUUGCAGUCUGUUCAUCAAAUAGACAUGGUAUGAAAUUCUUUUUCUUUAUCAAAACCAAAUUUGUCCACUACUGUAAUUCAAUUUUUAUACUGACCAUAAAUUAGGAAUUCUAGGUGAAUUGGCCUAUUUAUUCCCUCGCGUCAAAAUACAGAGUCAGCGACUUGGGUAACAAUCAAAAGUUCUCUUAUUUUUGUAAAAAAUAUUUGAUUCUGUAACAAUCAAAGACAUGUUGGAGUGCUGUUGUAUUAUAUAUUAUUUUUUUAGGACAAAACAAUCUCUAGUUAUUGUUGUGUAUAAUUGUAUACUAAUUUUUGUGUAUGUGUAUCAUUUUUUAUUGACUUGA